AUGGCGUCCACGACCGAGCCCACCGCCUUGAAGAAAGAGGAAGAAGAGGAGGAUGACUCCAAACCAGCUGCUGAAGAUGAGGACACCGGGGCCCAGAUUGCCCCGAUCGUCAAGCUCCAUGAAGUCGCCGUUGCCACCGGCGAGGAAAAUGAGGAUGUGCUGCUUGAUUUGAAAGCGAAGUUGUAUAGAUUUGACAAGGAAGGUAGUCAAUGGAAAGAGAGGGGAGUUGGCACUGUCAAGUUAUUAAAGCACAAGAAGACCGGCAAAGUUAGGCUUCUCAUGAGGCAGAACAAGACUCUUAAGAUCUGCGCCAAUCAUCUCGUCCUGCCCACAUUGACGCUGCAAGAGCAUCAAGGUAACGACAAGUCUUGUGUGUGGCAUGCUGCUGAUUUUGCUGAUGGGGAGCUAAAGCAGGAGACUUUCUGUAUCCGUUUUCCAUCAGUCGAAAAUUGCAAAUCUUUCAAAGAUAAGAUUGAAGAGAUCACUGAAUCUCAAGCAAAGGACAGUGGAGACAGUGAAGAAGGUACCACUGCUGCUGGUCUUAUCGAGAAAUUGAGUGUUGGAGGAAAUGACAAGGAGGAGAAACCAGAGUCCAAGGAUGAAUCUUCAGCUUCAAGUGAGAAAAAGGAGGACGAGAAAGAAAAACUCGAGAAACCAGAUGCUAAGGAGUGA
This is a messenger RNA of Striga hermonthica, 672 nucleotides long. Lineage: Eukaryota; Viridiplantae; Streptophyta; Magnoliopsida; Lamiales; Orobanchaceae. The record is from the annotation of a GenBank genome assembly.